AUGGCGCCCGCAAAGAUGUCACUGCAGGCCGAUGAGGAAUUGGGCAAGAAAGAUGACGACCAUCGACUCCCUGAAUCGGGGCGCUUUCGGCCCAUUAAAAGCUCAGCCAUCCCUCGACCUCGGCGCAUAGUGAUUAUAAUCAUCGUGUGCGUCAUUGUGUAUCAGUUUUUCAAGCACAUGCCGACCGAUCUGACCCCGGCGGCCGAGCGAUACAAUCCGACGACGACGAAAUCCAGACCUCCGAGACCUGCAUCGCCUGGAGGGUCAUUUCAGUCCCCGGCAGUUCCAAUAAAUGAGAAAGGGAAGCUCUUUGAUGGCAAAAUACUCGAAACCCACGAUAAUGAGGAGCCGUAUGGCGACAAGAUCAAGUUCUACAAUCUGGCCCAGUCUCUUCCCAGCCAGAAAUAUCCCAAGGGCCAAGCCAGCAAUGCUGUGCUAUUCGCGGGGUCGAGCCUUCACAGUAUCUCGGAUUUAUUGCCUUUGGCUUGUGAAAUGGCAAGGACGAAGCUGAAUGGAGUUCAUUUAGUCUUGCUGGGUAGGGAUGAGGUAUCCAUUGAAGGUAUCAAACAAGUGAACGGAAUCAGCGACUCAGAAUGUCCUAUGACAUGGCAUGAUGGUCGGCCGGACUCUGCAGCUCAGUCUACCGACGCUCGUAUGGAAUGGGCGGUAGUUGAUGGUCUUCAUUUCAUCUGGGAUUUCAUUGCCCCAGAAGUCAUAAUUACCCAGAGACAAGGCUGGGAAGAUUCAUUCUUCUGGAAUGGAUUAGAAGUUCAAAAAGCCGAAAGUGGUACUCCUCAUAUCAUACUUCCAGCUCCUUCCAGAGAUUUGAUGUGGGUGGCAUCUCUUCGAAGCCACGCUCUGCAAGCUUGGAAUGAUAUCCAGGUUGACAUGGUUGUUCAUGCCUCCCAGUCAUCGGGAGCUCUCGUUAGGCUCGUCCGCUCAUUAGAUGCGGCUGAUUAUCUGGGAAGCUUACCUAGACUAACCAUCGAACUCCCUCCACUGGUUGAAUCUCAGUUACUAGAGAGCCUGCAAUCUCUCAAGCUAUCGCAAUUUCAGGGACAGAUCACCCUCCGCCGGCGUGUUGAACCUCGCUACAUGGACCCUGCUGAUUCCUCCUUGCGAACGGUGGAAAGCUUUUAUCCAUUAAAUCCAAGCACCACACAUCUCCUUCUUCUCUCUCCCCAAACAGAACUAGCCCCUUCAUUCUAUCAUUACCUGAAAUACAGUGUCUUGCGCUACAAUCAGCCAUUUCGGGAUCGCUCAGCAUCCUCGAACCUCCUAGGAAUUUCGCUUGAAUUGCCUAGAUCCAAGCCAUCGCCCGACAAUGCUCCGUUUACACCACCGCCACCACCACCCUUCAAUGACGGGAAAUAUCAAAAGAAAGAGCAUAUCCCAUCGCUACUAUGGCAAGCGCCAAACAGCAAUGCAGCCUUGUACUUUGGUGAUAAAUGGGUCGAGUUUCACUCAUUCCUCUCAAGUCGCCUUGAUUCGGAAGGCAGGGCCAAUGCGGCCUCAAAGCACAAGUUGGUCUCUAAAAAAUAUCCAGCAUUCAUGGAAUAUCUACUGGAGAUGAUGCAAGACAAGGGAUAUUACAUGAUCUAUCCUUCAUUUUCAAGUGGUACCACCUCCCCCUUGGCAACCGUGCACACUGAGUUGAACCGACUCCCCGAAGAGUUCACAGAAUCUAUUAACUCUGCCCAACUUGGAGAGGGGUCUCAUGAGAAGGCUGGUGGUAAUAAUCCAGACCCAGAAGUGGCUGAAUUCGAUCAAUUGGAAGCAUCGUCCGAUGAAAAGCCAGUGAGCCGAGAAACUAGCAUCACCUCCCUGCUUGGUACCUUCGAGUUGGGUCUUCCUGAUGUCGACACGCUACCUUUCUUAUCAUAUGAUGGAUCAGUCUUGGCUGCUGAGGAACAUAUCACUAAAGCAAGAACCUUCAUUGGUCGGUCCUGA
Molecule: messenger RNA, 1950 nt
Organism: Penicillium waksmanii
Lineage: Eukaryota; Fungi; Ascomycota; Eurotiomycetes; Eurotiales; Aspergillaceae
Exons: 3
Coding region: 1-1950 (649 amino acids)
Source: RefSeq, a predicted model, not a curated record